AUGCCAAACCAUUUUACACUUCCAUCCAAGCCGUCCCGAACAAAUCUGAUGCAGCUGCCCACCAUCACGUGCCAGCCAAUUCGACAAGCACCACGACCUCCGGUACCUUUGACUUUGGAUUCACCGAUACCGGUGUGUAAAGAGCCACCUCCCAUGCCAGAAUAUGUCCCCAUGAAUCCUCCAAAGUCAUUGAGGAUACUCCCAAAGGACAAUGAGAUUCGCUUGCCACCGAUAGCUCCAAAGCUUCAGAUUAGUGAUCCAAUUCCAAUAAUAGUAGCUGGUAAAGUGGUAAAUGAACAAGCGCUCAGGAAACCUCCUCCCUUGGCGAAGAAACCCUCACAAGACUUCAUCGCAUCUCUGGAGGAUACUCUUCGAGUGCAAAAUCUGGAGCGCAAAACAAAACUUCCGCAAGAAAACAGAGCAACG
Cylicostephanus goldi is the source of this 426-nucleotide messenger RNA. NCBI's taxonomy places the organism in Eukaryota, Metazoa, Nematoda, Chromadorea, Rhabditida, Strongylidae. The record is from the annotation of a GenBank genome assembly.